This is a messenger RNA of Rhagoletis pomonella (apple maggot), 2830 nucleotides long. Its product is annotated as box A-binding factor. The record is from RefSeq and is a predicted model, not a curated record. Gene Ontology annotation, molecular function: zinc ion binding; DNA-binding transcription factor activity, RNA polymerase II-specific; RNA polymerase II cis-regulatory region sequence-specific DNA binding. Gene Ontology annotation, biological process: negative regulation of transcription by RNA polymerase II; cell fate commitment; positive regulation of transcription by RNA polymerase II. NCBI's taxonomy places the organism in Eukaryota, Metazoa, Arthropoda, Insecta, Diptera, Tephritidae.
UUCAGUCUAUCCCGGUUCGCUGCUGACACCGGUCACCAAUGGCAUGCAACAAUAUGGCAUGCAACCCAGCAGUACAGCAGCACUCACCGCCGUCUCAUCCGGUUCACCGUCCCAUCACCCAGCAGCGCAUUCGGCGGCCUCCACGCCUGGCGCACACUCAACAAAUUCAGUCGUAGCAGCGGCCAAUGCAUCGCUUGCCACCGGUUCCGGUUCAAAUUCCAUCUGUAACGAUGACUAUGGCUCACCGAAGAGCAACACCAGUAGCAAUGGUGGUGGUGGUAGUGGUGCGGCUGGCGAUGCUAAUAGUGGGCCGUUGCCAGCAUUUCAACGUAUUACCAGUUAUGGUGGUGGUGCGGGCGGCACAGCUGGUGUGGCGAAUUUGAACGGCGGCGGCGUAACAACGGUUGGCAGUGGCGCCGAUCGUUACACAUCGUUGGCAAAUUAUCGCACAAACGACACAUGGCCCGGUCAUUAUGAGGCAAUUAGCUACGCGCCCACAUCGGUCGUAACGAGUGCUGCCGGCCUGGUUGGCAAUACGAAUGUUAUACGCAGCUGCAAUGGACGUACGGGCCCCGGUAUUGGGGUGGUUGGCGUUGGUGUGGAGGGCUCUGCCUCAGCUAAUUUGGCCGCCGCAGCUGCGGCCCAUUUGAGUGCGUCGGCAUCGUUGACAGCAAUGGCCGCUGAGUCAAGCGGGGAUUUCUAUAAGAGCUAUCCGUUUAGUGUGCCGAGUCGGACGGCAACAGCGUCUGCCGAGGAGCAUGUUAGUCGUUCAAGUUCGCGCCGUAUGAGUGCCUCCCGUCGCGUCGGUUUGUCCUGCUCAAAUUGCCUUACAACACACACUUCGUUGUGGCGUCGAAAUCCCAGCGGUGAGCCCGUCUGCAAUGCCUGCGGACUUUACUUCAAAUUGCAUAGCGUGAAACGUCCAUUAACCAUGAAGAAGGACACCAUACAGACACGCAAGCGAAAAGCAAAGGGUACUAAAGGCGAAAAAUCUAGCAAAAGCAGCAAACAAAAUGCGAACUCCAACCCCGCCGCUGACGCAAAUAAUGAACUAAAACAUUUAACAACUAAUUUGCAACAACAACAACAAGCACAACAAUUGGCAAGCACACAAUUGCUGCAAUUGAAACAAGAGCCACAAAGCAACAACACUGCGCUGGCGCAAACAACCCUAAUGUCACCAACAACAAAUGACGGCAGCGCCUCCCCGACGGACACGAAGUCACCGCUGUUGGGACUGUUGCCUGCAUCACCGCUAACGCCACAGCAGCAACAACAGUUGGAAGAAGUGGCCGCCAUGCAGGAGCAACAACUGCGACAACAAGAACAACAACAACAACAACAACUGCAGCAAUCAUACAACCAGAAAAUGUCCCCACCAAUGACACACAUCCACUCACCAAUAAUGUUCUCAUCCACAUCACCGACUCACAAUGGGCAUUUGAAUAACAAUAACAAUAAUAAUAACACUGGUGCAUAUGUCAAUAAUAACAAUAAUAAUAGCAACAACAACAAUAACAACAAUCAUAUCACCAAUAACAAUGAAACUUUAAAGCUUAUGCAGAAGCAGCUGCAGGCUCACCAACAGCAAAUGCAGACACAGCAGCAGCAGCAGCAACAACAACAACACGCAUCAUCCUCACCGCGCCAUCAGCAACAGCAACAGCAACAACAACAAUUAUUGGCCCAGCAACUUAUGCAUCUGAUGCCACCACACUCAUCCCCCUCGGCAUCAGUCUCAAUGCCAUCAACGCCGAGCACACCAACCACACCGACGACGACGUCGCAACAGCUCCAACAACAGCAACAACUCCAGCAGCAACAGCAGCAGCAACUGCGACACCAUCUAUCGCCACAGCAACAACAACAGAUCUUUCAGCAAUUAACACACCAACAUCAGUUUCAACAUGGCCAACUGCAGACGCAUUUAUCUAAUAUGUGCAAUUCGUUGCAUUACCACCACCAACAGCAACAACAACAACAACAACAACAACAGUACCUGCAGCAACAGGCGCAUAGUCCAGCUGGUUCAGUAUCGCCAGCGCAUUCCAGCUUCGGCGAAUUGGUGCCACUGCAUGAGGAAGCCAUUAAAAUUGAACAGCUUCAGCAGCAGCAUCAACAACAACAACAACAACAACACCACCACCACCACCACCAGCAUCAUCAUCAUCAUGCAUUGUUGCAACAAGAUGUGGCACUUAGCCGUAGUCCAUCACUGGAGGAGGAUGAGGUGAUGUUUGAGCUGCAACAGCAACAGCAGCAACAACAACACGCGCAUGCGCAAGCGAUUGCGUUGCAUUUGCAACACCAGCAUGAGCUGCAACAACAACACCAACAAAGCCUAUUCGAAUUGCACGAAUUCGAACGGAAGUAUGAGCGCGAGACGGUGGUGAAAACGGAGUGAGUGGUGGGGAGGAGCUGGUGGUGUAUAUAAAUAUGUAGGAGUAAUUAUGUACAUACAUAGAUAAGUGAAGGAUGAAUGAAGAAAUGUGCGGGCAGUGGGCGGUGCUAGCAAAACGGAAUCAGCGAGAAACCAAAGACCGGAUUUAUUUACAUAACAUUUUUGAGUGUUGUUUUUUCCAAUUGUUAUACGAUAUUUUAAAGAUAGGCAAUAUUUUUUAAGUUAUUUGCGAAUGUUUUAGAUUUACUUUUAAGGAAUCUCAAUUCUCCAAAGACCUCGAUAGGCAAUAAUGUAUACAAAAAAUUCGUACUUUUUAUAAGCAUAAGCCAGUUGAUUGUAUGCAUUGAAUCUCAAAAAAAAAAAAGACACAAUUAGUAUACGAAUAUAGAGAAAAAAAUAGUAUAUAUACGAAAACUACAAAAAAAAAAA